Cyprinus carpio (common carp) is the source of this 4071-nucleotide messenger RNA. Its product is annotated as beta-1,4-galactosyltransferase 5-like. Lineage: Eukaryota; Metazoa; Chordata; Actinopteri; Cypriniformes; Cyprinidae. The record is from RefSeq and is a predicted model, not a curated record. Gene Ontology annotation, biological process: glycoprotein biosynthetic process; carbohydrate metabolic process. Gene Ontology annotation, molecular function: UDP-galactose:glucosylceramide beta-1,4-galactosyltransferase activity.
UGCGUACGCACAGUCCCACAUGCGCUUCCAUUCAUUACCAGCGCGAGGGUGUGUGUGAGUGUGUGUGUGUGCGCGCGCGCUCCGUCCCUGACCAACACAUACAGACACACGGGAUGAAGAUGAUGGGACUCUACUAGGACGAGUGGACCUUCUAUGUUGGAUAAAUUUCGGGAUCGGACCUGAAUCAACGUGUUUGCGUCCCGAAUCUCAUCUGCGUCUAUUAACCGGACAAAUAUCUGCCGACAUAUUGAAGAAUAUCUGCGUCUCUCUGUAUAAUGCCGACACAUAUGAGAUUUCGGAGAAGGUCAUUUCUCGGGCUUUUAUUUCUGUUCUCGCUCUCCACUUCUGCACUGUACUUCAUCUAUUCAGCUCCUGGCAUAGUUAAUGAGUACCUGUUCAUGGUUCAGGCCCGUGGAAUCCAGAUCCGCGAGAAUGUGAGGAAUAUGGGAGCUCAGGUUAUUGAGCAGAUGGUGCGCAGUGCCUACAACGUCAACAGUACAGACUAUACAUAUGAGUUUAACUCGAGUGAGACAGAUGUUCCCAGCACUCCGUACCUCCCGGAGGGCUUCACAUACAUGCCUGAUCAGGUCUGCCCCGAGAAACUGCCCUCCAUGAAGGGCCAGCUGAAGGUGAACAUGAGUGAGAUGGCUCUAGAGGAGGUUGAGAAACUUCUCAAGCAGGCAGAUCCAAGUCUGUCACGCGGGGGCCACUGGAAACCGCACGACUGUCUCCCACGCUGGAAGGUGGCCAUCUUGGUUCCUUUCCGUAAUCGCCAUGAGCACCUUCCCAUACUUUUCCGUCAUCUGAUCCCAGCGCUUCAGAGGCAGAGACUGCAGUUCGGCUUCUAUGUCAUUGAACAGGCAGGAAAUGAACCGUUCAAUCGUGCCAUGCUGUUUAAUGUUGGGUUCAAAGAGGCCAUGAAGGACUUGAACUGGGAUUGUGUAAUAUUUCACGAUGUUGACCACAUUCUGGAAAAUGACCGCAACUACUAUGGUUGUGGUGAAAUGCCGAGACACUUUGCGGUCAAACUCAACAAGUACUCUUACAUGCUUCCGUAUGAGGAGUUCUUUGGUGGUGUGAGUGGACUCACCGUGGAGCAGUUCAGGAAGAUAAACGGCUUUGCCAAUGCAUUCUGGGGCUGGGGAGGGGAAGACGACGACCUUUGGAACAGGGUUCAGUUUGCUGGCUACAAAGUGAGUCGGCCUCAUGGAGACACUGGUCGUUACAUGUCUAUACCACACCACCACCGCGGGGAAGUCCAGUUUCUGGGACGAUACAAGUUGCUUCAUAGAUCCAAGGAGAGACAGAGCCUGGACGGCCUGAAUAACUUGAAUUACUCCCCUCUAGUGUCCCGGAAGAGUCUGUACACUAACGUGUCAGUGACGCUCAGUCGAGACCUGGCCCCUGUCGCUGAUUACUGACAUCACACAAGAGAGACCCACGCCACAUGCUACACCAUCAUUUUUAUUAGUUAUUUUUUAGGAAGGGGAGGGGAUUUCACAAAUCUUAAAUGCUCAGUGCAUUUUUUUUUUUUUUCAUUUCUUUCAUUUUUAUAUAUCCUUUUUUUUUUCUAAUUAUACCACAGUUUGUUUUUUUUUGUUUUUUUUGUCACUCAUCCUCUGUCUGUCUAUCAUGUGAAUGGAUCCAUUCUGGAAUCCAGAACCCCAUCUGCUGGUUUACUCUCAUCAGACCAGUCAGAUCCGACAUGUGGAGUGUCUUCUAAUCAGACUUCGCCUGGGGGUGGGGGGGAGUCGCAUGUUUACAGCAUGAAUGAGAAAAGCUAUUAACCUUAAACAAGUUAAUGACAAUUAUGCUAAAUGACUUCAGAAUAGCCAUUGUAGGAGUUGAGGGAUAUGCCUUUUCUCUGCCAGAAACAAGCACAGCUGGUUCUGUGCAUUAGAGUAUAAACUAAUAAAUGCAGAUUCUGAUAUUUAUUAAAUGUACAAUAAAUAGCCAUGCACUGAUACUUACAGUAGAUGCUACUAACAUCAUGGCUUUAAGUAUGAGUAUUCGCUCAUGAAACGUGGAAAUUAAAACCCUCGAUCAUUUUAGCUGUACAAUACAAAUGUGCUCACCCACCGCAGCACAAAGAGAUUUCUCGACAUUAGAAAUGAAAUGGCUUGAAAAGCACCUGUGUUCAUGUGUUUUCUCAUAAAAUAGGACGUUGGGGCAUAUCAAAGGAUGUGUACCUUUUUUAAAUGGCAAGUAGCUUUUAGUUUAUGAUUUGCUAUUUGUCAUUUCUAGUCAGAGGCAAAAAAAUUAAAAUGGCCCAGAAGUGCAAGAUGAGUCAUGUAUAUUUAUGGGUCGUUUUCCCUGAAGGGAUAUUUUAUUUUUUACUGUAAUUUGGAGUUAAAAGUGAGUUUUCUCAACUCUUGGGAGUACACCAGCACAUCAGAUCUAAUAGAGGUGGACUAAAAGCCACAAAACGUGUUCUAAGAGCCGUUUACAAACCACUGCAAUGCCAGCAAAAUGCGCCUCGGACUGAAAGGUCACACAUUUUUGCCCCAACACUGGAAUAUGUGUCAUUGGAACUAGAUUAGGAACAGCUGACUUGUUAGUUUUAUGAUUUGUCAUAUUUAUGUGGUUCUGCUUACGUCGUGUAGAUAAGUGUUUCCCAUGCACUGCCUUUCACAGUCAAAUCGACAUGCUUUGCAUGCUGAGCAGUAUGCUGUUGCCUCUCUGUGUGUGUAGUCACCUCACCUCUGAUAGACGUGUGAGUGGACUAGAAAACUCUGUUCAGCUAUAAAGAUUUACUAGAGCCAAUAUUUGACAUUUUUUUAUUUCGAGUGUUGUUGGCUCUUGAACUGAAUUUGCACAAACAGACUGUGCAACUUUAUUAGACCAAACACACAUUGGGCCUCAUUCAUGAAACUGCAUUCAACAACUUCCAUUCAAGAAAUGUGUAGAAAUGUAGAACACGUGCAACUCGUUCAAGAAACAUGAUGUGACAUUCGUGAAAGCAGAUUUAAUUUCUGCAUUAUCAUUCAUAAAUACAUUCUUGCGCAACUUGCACAGAAAUUGGUUUGGUUUUAUAAUAUCCUGAGAUACAAUGUCCACGUCAGUCAUAUAUGUAUCAUAAAUGAGGCCCUUUGCUUUCAUCCUCAUUACACGUGUUUAUGUCGUUUAGAGAUCUUAGGGGCUUCGUAAUGCGUAUUUGUGAGUGUGUUCGUGUGCAUUCUUCAUAUCUGAGAGGCUGGUCCUCAUAUUUAUUCAUUCUUUUAUGAACAUAUUUGUUUUUUUAAUUAAUUUUAGUUCUUUUUUUUUUUUUUUUACAUAUUUCUAUCUUGUUUUAUUGUAAUUGUGAUUAUUUUGAGGGGAACAGAUCAAGUUAGAUAACUGUGACAAGCACUGAAAUGUGUUAUCGCGUACAAUGUGAGGCUGAUCUUGGGAAGAGAGUUAAACUGAAUGGACGGCUGUUUCGGAUGAUGACAUGAGAGAACGGGAAAGUUAGAGAGAGACUGCUCUUGAGCGCCCGCCCAGUGACCGUAUCCCACCAGGAUAACCAAUGGUGCUGACCUCACAGACAUUAGUACUGUGCUGCCGUGGUACUUUUGUCUUGUAACAGAUAAUUACACGAGAUUGAAACUAACUACACUCUUGCCUCAUUGACAUUCUCGGCAGCGUAAUCUAUCUGUGUAGCAGGUAAAUUGUGUUUAGCUGGACGUGCGCUCAAGCAGGUUUUUCUAAUGUUUGAUUCUCUCUGUGUUUGACGCUCAUGGAGUUUUGUGCCAAUGUUUGGGGUCUUUUUUUUACUAAUUUAAUUAAUAAUUAGUACUCUCACACGAAACCCAGUGCAAUAUGACUAGAUUCCAGCAUGAUGCUGCAGAGUUAAAAACCAACAAAACGUCCUGUUGCUUGUCAAGUUUGGUUUGGAACUCGUUGCUGCAUUGCGUGUCUAAAUACACUGUACAUCCAUAAAAAGAAGGCACAAUUUAGGAAAGUAAGGAAUUAUUUAUAUGAAUUUUUAUGAUUUUUUUUUCUUUUUAUUUCACCCUUACGAAAAAGAAGUUUAUUCAAGUGUGCUAUUAGUAUACUUAUUUUAAACUAAAAAAUAGGAAAGUAUACUUUUAG